This is a messenger RNA of Magnolia sinica, 1379 nucleotides long. Its product is annotated as UDP-glycosyltransferase 83A1-like. The transcript is spliced from 2 exons. Gene Ontology annotation, molecular function: UDP-glycosyltransferase activity. Lineage: Eukaryota; Viridiplantae; Streptophyta; Magnoliopsida; Magnoliales; Magnoliaceae. The record is from RefSeq and is a predicted model, not a curated record. Bases 99 to 1136 code for a protein of 345 amino acids.
GGAUGGGGCAAGCAAUGUGAGAGUAUUUCACGUGUCAUGCCCCAUGGUUUAGAAGCGCUGAUUCGUAAGAUCAAUGAGUCUGAUCAUGAUAAGAUCUCAUGCAUCAUUGCAGACGGGACCAUAGGAUGGGCAGUGGAAGUUGCUGUGAAGAUGGGGAUCCGAGCAGCUGCGGUUUGCCAGUGAGCUUUUGUGCCUUACUGUUUCACAUUCCGAAGCUGAUCGAGGACAGAAUCAUCGACACGGACGGAUUUCCAACAACACAGCAAAUGAUCAAGCUCUCCCCAACCAUGCCAGAGUUCAACACCACUCAGCUAGUGUGGCUCUUCGUCGGUGACCGUGACGCGCAACGGUCCCUCUUCCGAUACUUACACGAAUGCACCCAAGCUGCCAAAUUGGCCGACUGGCUUCUUUGCAACUCAUUCUACGAGAUUGAGCCAUCCGCCUGUGAGUUGGUUCCAAACAUUAGGCUCAUCGGCCCUCUUCUAGCAGGAAGACGGCUUGGGCGGCUCGAAGGGAACUUCUGGCCUCAACACCCCACUUGCCUAAGCUGGCUUGACGAACAGCCUUCCCGCUCAGUAGUCUACAUUGCCUUUGGCAGCUUUACUAUCUUCAACCGACGUCAAUUCCACGAACUGGCACUUGGACUCGAACUUUCCAAUCGUUCAUUCCUAUGGGUAGUGCGGCCAGACCUCACCGACGGACUAUUGGAUGCCUACCCAGAUGGCUUUGAAGCUAGAGUCGCGGGUCGUGGGCGAAUUGUUGGAUGGUCACCUCAACAAAAGGUGCUGGCCCACCCUUCGAUUUCCUGCUUCUUGACUCAUUGCGGGUGGAACUCGAUCAUGGAGGGGAUAAGUAAUGGAGUUCCUUUCUUAUGCUGGCCUUACUUUUGUGACCAGCUCCAAAACCAAAUAUACAUUUCUGAUGUUUGGAAGGUUGGGUUGCACCUGAAACACUAUUCCAGUGGGAUCAUACCAAGAGAAGAGAUUAAGGGAAAGCUGGAUGAAUUGCUUGGUGAUGAGGGUAUAAGAGCGAGAUCUUUAGAGCUCAAGCAGACUGCCCGAAAGAAUGUUGCCGAAGGAGGAUCUUCGUUUAAGAAUUUCAACGAUUUCAUUGAAGCAAUCAAGUUAGAGAAGUGAUUAGCAUGAAUCGCGCAAAUAUAACAGAGAUGGGCCAUUCAUUAGGUGGGUGCCACCGUGAACAAGCAAUAAGUAAAAUCAAGCUGAUUAACUCGUCGCUGGGGCUACAAAUGUAUGGGAAGAAUGAAAAAAGAUGAGCAACAGUCUAUAUUGAACGCACAUGUGUGGUUCACCUGAUGUUUGAGCCUUCUUUAUUAUUAUUAUUAUGUUUUUUUUAUCCAUGGCAUAUUUAAAGACUUUCAA